This is a messenger RNA of Phacochoerus africanus (Common warthog), 2781 nucleotides long. Its product is annotated as protocadherin alpha-1-like. Lineage: Eukaryota; Metazoa; Chordata; Mammalia; Artiodactyla; Suidae. Gene Ontology annotation, cellular component: plasma membrane. Gene Ontology annotation, molecular function: calcium ion binding. The record is from RefSeq and is a predicted model, not a curated record. Gene Ontology annotation, biological process: homophilic cell-cell adhesion.
AUGUCGCUGUAUACCACAAAGUCUUGUCAAUGUUUGCAAUGUACUGAUUAUCAAAAACUAAAGGAGGAAGCUCCAUUUUGUCACCGCCCCAGAGAAGACGAAAACGGUGUGCAUUUGCGAUGCUGUUUUCCGGGAGAGGUGGCCAGGGAGCCCGGCGCCUGCUGCUCCCGCUUCUGUUUCUCGCAGCCUGGGACCGGAAGCAGCCAGAUCCACUACUCGGUCCCCGAAGAGGCCAAACACGGCACCUUCGUGGGCCGCAUCGCUCAGGACCUGGGGCUGGAGCUGGCGGAGCUGGUGCCACGCCUGUUCCGGAUGGCGUCCAAAGGCGGCGGGGACCUUCUGGAGGUAAAUCUGCAGAAUGGCAUUUUGUUUGUGAAUUCUCGGAUCGACCGGGAGGAGCUGUGUGGUCAGAGCGCGGAAUGUUAUAUCUACCUGGAGGUGAUCGUGGAGCGGCCGCUGCAGGUGUUCCACGUGGAGGUGGAGGUGAAGGACAUUAACGAUAACCCACCGGUUUUUAGAGCCAAAGAACAAAGAUUCUUUAUUCCUGAAUCUAGACUGCUGGAUUCGCAUUUCCCGAUAGAGGGCGCUGCUGAUGCAGACAUUGGGAUCAAUGCUUUUCUAACGUACACCCUCAGCCCCAGUGAUUAUUUCGCUUUAGAUGUACAGGCAAAUGACGAAAUGAGUAAGUCACUGUCUCUUGAAUUGAAGAAGUUUUUGGAUAGAGAAGAAACACCCGAAUUUCGUUUAUUAUUGACAGCCACUGACGGGGGCAAACCAGAGCUGGAAGGUACAGUUCAGCUGCUGAUCACGGUGCUCGACGUUAAUGAUAACGCCCCAUUGUUUGCCCAGGCCGUGUACAGAGUACACUUACUAGAGACUACAGCAAAUGGAACAUUAGUGACCGCAUUAAAUGCCUCUGACGCUGACGAAGGUGUAAAUGGCGAAAUUAUCUUUUCCUUUGUCAACGAUGUGCCUCUUAACAUUAAAAAAACCUUCAAAAUAGAUUCCACCUCAGGGGAAAUUAGGUUAAUUGGUAGACUGGAUUAUGAAGAAACAAAAUCCUACGAAAUUCAAGUAAAAGCUGUUGACAAAGGAAGUCCUCCAAUGUCAAAUCACUGCAAGGUUUUAGUGAAAGUGCUGGAUGUAAAUGAUAAUGCUCCAGAAAUGGCUGUCACAUCCCUGUCUUUGCCGGUGAGAGAGGACUCUCCACCCAACACGGUCAUCGCUUUCAUCUCCUUGUCCGACCGAGACUCCGGCGUUAAUGGGCAGAUGACUUGUACCCUGACGCCUCAUGUCCCCUUCAAGCUGGUGUCCACCUUCAAGAAUUACUAUUCGCUGGUGCUGGACGGCACCUUGGACCGCGAGAGCGUGGCGAGCUACGAGCUGGUGGUGACCGCGCGGGACGGCGGCUCGCCUUCGCUGUGGGCCACGGCCAGCGUGUCGGUGGAGGUGGGCGACGUGAACGACAACGCGCCGGUGUUCGCGCAGCCCGAGUACACGGUGUUCGUGAAGGAGAACAACGCGCCCGGCUGCCACAUCUUCACGGUGUCGGCGCGCGACGCGGACGCGCAGGAGAACGCGCGGGUGGCCUACUCGCUGGUGGAGCGGCGGGUGGGCGAGCGCGCGCUGUCGAGCUACGUGUCGGUGCACGCGGAGAGCGGCAAGGUGUUCGCGCUGCAGCCGCUGGACCGCGAGGAGCUGGAGCUGCUGCAGGUCGGGGUGAGCGCGCGCGACGCGGGCGCGCCGCCUCUGGGCAGCAACGUGACGCUGCAGGUGUUCGUGCUGGACGAGAACGACAACGCGCCGGCGCUGCUGCCGCCGCCGCCGCCGUCGCCUUGGGCGCCGCCCGGGUGGCCCGGGGGCGCGGGCGGCGGGGCGGGCGUGGUGAGCCAGCGGGUGGCGCGGUGGGUGGGCGCGGGCCAGGUGGUGGCGAAGGUGCGCGCGGUGGACGCGGACUCGGGCUACAACGCGUGGCUGUCGUACGAGCUGCAGGAGGCGGCGUCGGGGGCGGCGUCGGGGGGCGCGCGGAGCGCGUUCCGCGUGGGGCUGUACACGGGCGAGAUCAGCACGACGCGCGCCCUGGACGAGGCGGACGCGGCGCGCCAGCGCCUGCUGGUGCUGGUGAGGGACCACGGCGAGCCGGCGCUGACGGCCACGGCCACCGUGCUGCUGUGGCUGGAGGACGGCGGCCCGGCGCCCAAGGCGUCCUCGCGGCGGGUGGUGGGCCCCGCGGCGGCGGAGGCGGCGCUGGUGGACGUGCACGUGUACCUGGUGGUGGCGAUCUGCGCGGUGUCGAGCCUGCUGGUGCUGACGCUGCUGGUGUACACGGCGCUGCGGUGCUCGGCGCCGCGCGGCGAGGGCGCGUGCGUGCCCGGGCAGGCGCGGCUGGUGUGCUCGAGCGCAGUGGGCAGCUGGUCUUCGUCUCCGCGGCGGCGGCGGCGGCAGCGGCAGCGGCAGCGGGUGUGCUCUGGGGAGGGGCCGCCCAAGGCCGACCUCAUGGCCUUCAGCCCCAGCCUUUCUCCAGGUGUGAACAUGUCAGAAGGAAAUGAACAUCCAGAAACAAAUUCGGAUCUUUCUGGUAAGUUUAAACUCCAGGAGAACCUGGGUGCAGGAGUCCUUGCACUGACCUUCACAGGAACCACGCCCCUCAUUUCAAGGCUGCACGAUACAGGCAUGCCUGAUUUCAUUUCCUGGCUUCAGGAAGGAGUAGGCGACCCAUGUCAGGCCAAUGCGAGAACCAUCACAACUAUCGACUGGCUAAAGGAAAGCCAUGCCAUCUAA